Leptomonas pyrrhocoris is the source of this 3661-nucleotide messenger RNA. RefSeq names its product putative kinesin. The coding region runs from base 374 to 3661 and encodes 1095 amino acids. Lineage: Eukaryota; Euglenozoa; Kinetoplastea; Trypanosomatida; Trypanosomatidae. The transcript has a single exon. Gene Ontology annotation, molecular function: microtubule binding; ATP binding; microtubule motor activity. Gene Ontology annotation, biological process: microtubule-based movement. The record is from RefSeq and is a predicted model, not a curated record.
GCAGCUCUGUUGGUUGCCGUCGUUGGGAGGAGUCACCGCGAUUGCUACGCAAAGACGACUACGGAAGAGCGCGCAGCGGAGCCUGCGUACAUUUGCCAGCUCCCAUUGUGGCGCGGAGGCGACACCGUCUUCUCUUGCCGACGUGAGGGGAGAGGAGUGCGCGCCUGCUCGUCGUUGGUGGCAGCGUUUCUUUCCCGCUGUCGUCUAACGAAGAAAAGGAAAAAAGAAGAAAGGCGACCACAAAGUUCUGUUCUGUAUAUUUCGUACUGCUUAGUCACUUCCCACUGUGCCGCACUUUCAUUCACUUCUUAAUUGUUAUUUGUUUUGUUUGUUUUUCAAACUUUUUUUUUGUUAGUCUAGUCCUCCGUUUAUAAUGUACUUCAUUAGAGGGUCGCCCGCCGGCAACUCGGUGCGGCGCCACGGUGAACGCGCCACCUCCACCUCGAUGGUGAGCCAAACCAACGGCAGCUUCACCGAGAGCAGCAUCUACACGCCGUCCGUGUACAGCGAGGGACACGUGGCGGGCCACCAACACCGCAGCACCGCCAGUCGAUUCACCUCGACCUCCGCCUCGCCGCGACCGGAGCACUUCGACGACGCGAACCUGUACGCAGGUGCGGACGGCGCCGACACGCGCGAAAACUUCCGCGUCGCCGUCCGCGUGCGACCACCGCUGCCGCGAGAGCUACACGGCUACCGCCCGUUUGUGGACGUCGUGCAAAUCACCGCGGCGCACGAGAACACCAUCACCCUGUGCGACGCUCUCGACACGGAGGAUGGACGGGCGGCGGUGUACUCGCGCCAGAGCUACGCCUUCGACCGCGUCUACAGCGCGGCUGCGACGCAGGAGGAGGUGUACGAGCGAAGUGCCCGGCCCGCCGUGCUGUCCGUGCUGGAGGGUUACAACGCCACGUUGAUGGCGUACGGGCAGACCGGCACCGGUAAGACUUACACGAUGGAGGGCUUCACGAACGAGGAGGAGCGGGGCAUCAUUCCGCGCGCGGUGGAGGACGUCUUCGCGUACAUUCAUGAGAAGCGCAGCGCGAGCGCGGACACGAAGUUUCUCGUGCGGGCCUCCUACAUGCAGAUCUACAACGAGGUCAUCUCGGACCUGUUGGAGGCGCCAAACCCGUCGUUGGGCACCCGCAGCAGUCUCGGGGUGCGCCACACCCCACAGCGUGGCGUCUACGUGGACGGUCUGUCGGAAUGGGUCGUCCGGACGCCAGAGGACGUCUACGGCCUCAUUGCCAAAGGCACCGCCCAGCGCGCGACGAGUGCCACGCGGCUGAGUGAGCUGUCCUCCCGCUCGCACGCCAUCUUCACCAUCGUGGUGGAGGCGAUGGAGGGGGACGAGGCGAGCCCGCUGGCCUACCGCUUUGGCAAGCUGCACAUCGUGGACCUCGCGGGCAGCGAAAAGAUUCGACUUGCCGGGGUGACGGGACAGCGCUUAGAGGAGACGAAGAGCAUUAAUAAGUCGCUGCACGAGCUUGGCAACGUCAUUGCCGCCUUGGCGGCCAAGUCCACCGCACACGGCCGUCGCGGCGGCCUGCCGCGGCACAUCCCAUUUCGCAACUCGGCCCUCACGAGCGCUCUCCGGGACUCACUCGGCGGUAACUGCAAGACAACGCUGAUCGCCUGCAUCUCCCCCGCGCUGGAGUCUUACGCGGAGUCGCUGUCGACACUGAUGUUUGCCAACCGCGCCAAGAACAUCCAGACCCAUGCCGUGGUGAACGAGGGGGUCAAUCAGGCGACGCUGCUGCGGACGUAUGAGCAGGAACUGCGCCGGCUGCGGCAGCAACUGCAGGAGAGGACGGAGGCCGCCGCCUCCGGGGCCGACUCGGUCGACACGCACGUCCUCCUCUCGGAGAUGGAGGAGGACUACCGACGGGCGGAGAAGGACCGUGUGGCGGCGCUGGCAGCCCUGCAGCAGUCCUCCGCGGCUCACCAAGAGGAACUCCGCGUCCGCGAGGAACUGGAGGGCCGUAUUCGGGAGUUGGAGGCGAUUAUGCGCGAGGGCGGCAUGGAGGGCAACCCACGCACGAGUCAGGAGUACGCCGAGCGGCUGCUCGAGCUGGAUCGGGAGCGGCAGGCCGUAGCCGAAGACAAGGAGCAGGUGGACCGCUACAAGCACCUCCUGCUGAAGCAGCGCGACAUCAUGCUGAGCCUCACCACGCGGCUCAACGACCGCGACGAGACCAUUUUGCUGCUGCAGGAGGAAGUGGACGCCUACGACCAGCACGUGCUGGCGUUGGAGGAGGAGUUGGAUCAGGCGCUGCGGGAGAACAGCGGCAGCUCGGUCGGGGUUGAUGGCGGGGACGGAGGCAGCGGUCGUCGACCGCCGUCGUUUGUGGUGAAUCCACGAAGUGUCGGAAGGCUGAGCGAGGCGCAGGCGGCGGCGUACGUGCAGCGGCUGCGUGUUGGGUCUGCGGUGACUGGGAAUCCGGCAGGUAGCGGGGAUGCGAGUGCGUCUCCUUCCUACCGGUAUCGAUCGCUACUGCAGCCCACGCGGACGGUCACAGCGGAGCAGCUGUCCAUUGAGCUCGUCAUGCUGCAGGGCUGCCACGACGCGGACAGCAACGGGAGCUCCCCUCGUGGCGGUGCGGGAGCGAUGUCAAAAGAUGGGGCGGCGGCGGUAACGCCGGGCUUUAGUGAGGCGGAGUUGGCCCGUGCGGUGCAGCAGCGCGCGGACUCGAUGCUCCGCAGUCACUACGAUGAGCAACUGGCACAGCUGCGGUGCACCGUGGCGGAUCUCACGCUGCAGCUGCGCAACAGCGAGGACAACGCCCAUGUGGCGGACAAGGCAGUGGACCAACUGAUUCUCCGUCUGCGCAGCAGCUCGAACGGCAACACGGUGGCGGCUGACGCGAUGGAGGGCCUGCGAGGUGAGUUGCGGGCCGAGUGGGAGUCGCGGCGUAAGGCGUACGCGGCCACCAUCGACGCGGUGCAGGACGCAGUGCGCACGGACGGUGUGGAGCGGGCCAGGCUCGGCCGUGAGGUGGACCGCGUGCGGCUGGAGAUGCAGCACUUACUGGAGAGCGCAACGCCGCCGGUAGACGCGGAACAGCGGUCGGCGGUGAGUCGUGUCUGGCAGCGACUGCAGGAGGUGGAGGAGAAGGCUCGCCUGCAGGGAACCCUGUCGCGGCUGCCGAACCUGGAAAGGAAGUCGACGUCCGCAUCGGCACCUUUAAACCCCUCUUCCUCUCCGCCUGCUGUCAGCGCGGAUGUCGACCCACGCGAGCACCAACGCCAACUUCUCGAUGCGCAGGCGCGUGAGAGGGCUCUGCAGGCAACGGUCAACGAGCAGCAAGCGGCAAUACAAAAACUGGAGCGUGAAGCCGCGGGUCUGCGCGCUUCUUUGGUUUCUCGCAACAAUCCGAGCAGCCCCGCCUCUCCAUCGUCCUCCUCCAUCAACAACAGCAACGCGGAUGCCGAGGAAGUCGCUCGCUUGCAGCAGCAGCUAACGAUCCAUGAGAAGGACCGACGAGCUCUGCGCACCAUUCUGGAGCAGCGGAUGCGCGGCAAGAUUGACCGCAUUUGCGACAUGCUGUCCAGCGGCGACGCGGUGAAUGGGAGAGAGGGAGGCGGGAAGCUGGGAAGUGAAGCGCGCAGCUUGCAGGGCCUCAUCCACGCGUCCAUCAAGGCGAUGGAUGUGGACAUCUGA